Molecule: messenger RNA, 3834 nt
Organism: Pecten maximus
Lineage: Eukaryota; Metazoa; Mollusca; Bivalvia; Pectinida; Pectinidae
Product: sodium- and chloride-dependent glycine transporter 2-like
Exons: 14
Coding region: 307-2055 (582 amino acids)
Biological process (GO): sodium ion transmembrane transport
Cellular component (GO): membrane
Source: RefSeq, a predicted model, not a curated record
CUUGCAAUAAGAUAUGGCUGCUUUAGCUGUCGGUAUUUUAAUGAACGGCAUGUUACAUGUGAACAUCUGAUACCAGUAUUUCGUUUCGAGUCGAAUUAUAUCAACAUAAGAUAUAUACAUUUAUAUCUCGGGGCGUACGGCCAUCUAUAACUAGGACUUUCAUUGUGCUGGUGUAGGAGCAUGAGUCGCUUAGAUCCAUCCCCAUUGACGUAGAUAGACAUUGAGGAUACUGCCGGGAUAGUUACUUUUACGAGAAGUUGCAGGUACGCAGGAUCUUCAGAGAAAGGUUUUCACGAACAGGUAAAAAUGGCGGAUGGAAAACAGGCGAAUGCGCGUGGAAAUUGGAACAAUUGGUACGAGUAUUUAUUUUCCUGCAUUGGCUGUCUGGUCGGACUCGGAAAUAUCUGGCGAUUUCCCUACGUCUGCUACAAAAAUGGAGGAGGUGCCUUUCUCAUUCCCUACUUUUUCUUCAUGGCUGUGAGCGCCCUACCAUUGAUGCUUUUAGAGAUAUCCUACUCACAGUACUCCAAUCUAGGGCCUGGCAGAGUCUGGAUAUGCUGUCCUCUCUUCAAAGGUAUCGGUUACGGCAUGGUGACCUUGACCGGUAUUGUCAGUAUCUACUACAAUGUUAUCCUAGCCUGGACGCUCUAUUACUUCGGAAUGUCCUUCUCCUCGGUCCUGCCCUGGAGCCAUUGUAACAAUGAAUGGAACUCUCCGGACUGUUACACACGUAUAGGCCGGACAAAUAAUUCUGUGACAUUUAACACCACCGGAGAAACGUACAACAAAACGGAAAACAGGACAGCCAUGACAUCUAGUGAAGAGUUCUGGCAACGAAAUGUCCUUGAUAUUUCUGACAAUGUAGAAACUAUGGGAGGCAUUCGAUGGCAGCUCGCCCUUGCAUUAUUUGCCGCGUGGAUAGCAGUGUUUCUUUGUCUCAUCAAAGGAAUAAAGACUUCCGGAAAGGUAGUCUACGUGGCAGCGACAGUUCCUUACAUAUUCCUCCUCACACUCUUCAUACGUGGAAUGACUUUGCCAGGCUCUAAAGAUGGACUUCUAUUUUACCUCAUUCCCAGGUGGUCAGACCUUGGCAAAUUAUCGGUUUGGGGUGAUGCGGCCGUUCAGAUGUUCUACUCGGCAGGGAUAGGGUGGGGUGGCAUGGCCACUCUAGCUAGUUACAAUAACUUCAACAACAACUGUUACAGAGAUGCCAUGCUACUUCCCUUACUAGACGCCUUGACAAGCUGGUUUGCGGGGAUGGUUAUAUUCGCUACUCUCGGCUACAUGGCCAACGAGGCUGGGGUACACAUAGGCGAUGUCGUAGCUAGUGGUCCUGGUAUAGCUUUCAUGGUUUAUCCAGAAGCAUUAUCAACACUCCCUCUACCCCAGCUCUGGUCUGUCCUGUUUUUCCUGAUGUUGUUCACUGUUGGCUUGGACAGUCAGAUGGUCCAUGUGCAGACUAUUACGGGAGCUUUGACGGACAACUUCCCAAAUUUAUUUCGGAGCAGAAAGACCACUCUGACGGCUGGUGUGUGUUUGACUGGUUUUCUACUCGGAAUACCGUGUGUCAUGCAGGGCGGUAUCUACGUCCUGACGUUGAUUGAUUGGUACUGUGCCAGUGUGUCCGUGAUGUUCCUCUCUCUCCUUGAAGUAGUCGUUAUUGCAUGGGUUUAUGGAGCUGAUAGACUGAUGAAAGACAUUGAAAUGAUGAUUGGAUAUAGACCAAACCCUCUCUGGAAGAUAAUGUUGAGGUUUAUAGCACCAUCGAUAAUAUUUUUUAUCUGGGUAUUCAGUGUUGCGAAACUCGAACCUGUGGAGUAUGACGAACAGAGCUACCCGGAGUGGUCCAUUUCGAUUGGCUGGUUUAUAGCGAUUAUGUCCCUUGUUCCAAUACCCGUUGGCAUAGUGCGAGAACUGUUCACGCGCAAAGGAGGGAUAGCAGAGCGUUUCCGAGCCAGCAUAAUUCCAUCUCCACAAUGGAAGCCUGCCGUCUGUCAGGUAAAUGGAAACAAAGAAGCCUUGGAAUAUCUCACCGUGCACAGUGAACAGAAUUAAUACUAGAAUUGGACAAGGAAUAUCUUUUACAAAAGCCUACUGGUGAGACGAUCGAAGAUGAGGUGAUGAAUCUAAACACUUCCGAAUGAGAUAUAUCACGCACCCAAAUUGAAAUACCGUGUUCUGCAUAAGCAAGAGGAUGAGCAUAUUAGUAGGCCUGUUCAACUUGGACAAACAGCUUAUUGAUAUGUUAGCAAGCCUGUUCAACUUGGAUAAAUAGCUUAUUGACAUAUUAGCAGGCCUGUUCAACUUGGACAAACAGCUUAAUAGCAUAUUAGCAAGCCUGUUCAACUUGGACAAACAGCUUAUUAGCAUAUAAGCAAGCCUGUUCAACUUUGACAAACAGCUUAUUAGCAUAUUAGCAGGCCUGUUUAAUUUGGAGAAACAGCUUACUGACAUAUUAUUAGACCUGUUGCAUUUGGACAGAGCUUAUGGACAUGGUACAAGAAAAGUGCUAAAAUUAGACGAAUUUUGCUAUAUACAACUUGUACAUAGCGUAUAGUUAUAUUGCCGUAUCACAAUACAAUCGAUUCAUAGGAAGGUAUCCGAUAUAUAUUAUUAAAGCUUUAUGUUGAUGCUGUCUAGCCUAGUCCAUCGUACAUUAUGCUUAUUGUGUCACAGUCCCAUUGUCUGUCAUCUGUUAGGAGUUGUCUAUUAUAUCCUUUCUGUGUAAUAAAUGUUUAACAAUGAUAAACCAUUCACCUGAAAUAAACAUUAUUUGAUGUUAAUUUUAACCUGAAGUGAAUUCGUGUGCAGCCAAUCGAACAGACUCUCUCAGGAGGAAGUUGUCCUCUCGAAUUAUGAAAAAAAAUAUAAAAAAAAAAAAAUGUUUCGAAUGAUAGAAUAGAUACUCUAAUGAUGAUAUAAUGUGAGAAUCUGUACCUUAUUUAUUGAUAAUUGCAAUUAAAACCGGAAUAAAACCAAUUAAAAAAGCACUGAUUGGAGGGAAUAUCCAAUGCGGUGCUCCACUAUUUAUAUGUAAAUGAGUCUCAGAAAAUGUGUCAUGCGCGCAUACCCAAACUGGUUUGUUUUGAAGAAUAGCGGAAUAGCGAUCAAUGCCACGUAUCAGACGAUCAGACGUACUGAUUGUUGCCACGAAAGCAAAGAAAGGGACUGGGUAAAAACACAACAUUAACUACGACUUACAGAGUCAAUUUGAGUCUGUUAGACAAAGGUUUGAGAUACAAUAAAAGUGAGAAGCCAUCAUGAAUUGGCAGUGCAACUUCUCGGCAUCUGAUUAACAAGGUAACUUUUUUCUGUUUAUGAUCUUGGGCGCGUGCAGGGUAGGUUCACUUUCUAUUUUGAGAUGUUUAUUACAUGUUUUACUGAUGAAUUGUUGAUGUUACUCUGCAGAUUUGACGGGAAUUAAAUGAAGGUAAACCCAUAAGGGAUUACGAAAUUUAACUUGAUGCAGUUUUAUAUUAUUUUUAAACAAAAACAUAGAAAGGUUUGAAAAUUCAGUUAAGUCAUUACUUUCUUAAAAUAACCAAUAAAGAAACGAAACUAUGAUAAAUGCUGUGGUUUUCCAUCUGCCAUGUCUGAAAGCAUUUUGGUUUGUUUAAGGUCAACUGCUGAGAACAUUUCAUAGCAUAUCUCUCUGGCCCAUUGUACUGUGACAUAAUCCAUGUAUCUCUCUUGACCCACUUUACUGACAAUGGGAUGGGUCAAGUUUUUCUGAGUGUUCAACAGUAAGUGAUAUUCAAAUGAUGUAUGGAUAUCAUCUUAAAUUAAAUCGCCGUUUUCAGCCUUGAGGACGCAGCCCUGAUGUAACAUGGCUUA